Molecule: messenger RNA, 792 nt
Organism: Talaromyces atroroseus
Lineage: Eukaryota; Fungi; Ascomycota; Eurotiomycetes; Eurotiales; Trichocomaceae
Exons: 1
Coding region: 1-792 (263 amino acids)
Molecular function (GO): oxidoreductase activity
Source: RefSeq, a predicted model, not a curated record
AUGACCGUCUCACCGCAAUUACUAACCAGUACCCCCUUGGCUGGGAAGACCGCCAUCGUUACCGGUGCUGGCGGCGGUAUUGGCAAAGCCAUCGCCGUGCUGUUUGCUGCCGCGGGAGCCAGCGUCGUCGUCGCUGAGAUCAACGAGGCGGCGGGCAAGCAAGCAGCGGCUGAGAUUCAGGCCGCUGGGGGUCAGGCUCUGUUUGUGGCUACGGAUGUCUCCAAAUCCCAGAGCGUGCAAGCCAUGGUUCAGGCGGCUGUCACGCGAUUCGGUAGACUUGAUAUCGCCGUCAACAAUGCCGCGAUGCAGUGCGAUACAAAGCCUAUCUCUGAGCUAGACGAGGACUACUGGAACCGACUCAUCUCGGUCAAUUUCACGGGUGUCGCCCUGUGUCUGAAGUGGGAGCUCCAGGCUAUGAUCGCGCAAGGCUCCGGCGGCUCAAUCAUCAACAUGGCCUCAGCCACAAUCCGCAAGCCGGGGCCCAUGAUGCCCGCGUAUACGGCAGCCAAGCAUGGAGUCUUAGGUUUGACUCGGUCUGCGGCCAUGGAGAACGGAGCACAUAAGAUCCGGGUCAAUGCCCUGAGUCCCGGGGGCACAAUGACGGAAUUGACGGCCACGGGGCUCCAGAAGCUGGGACUCACUGAGGCUGAUAUGGCAUCUCGCAUUGGUGUCCUUGGUCGAUUUGCACAGCCAGAUGAGAUUGCCCAGGCGGCCCUAUGGUUAGCUCUUGACGCGUCCUCUUAUAUCACGGGUGCCUUUGUUCCGGUAGAUGCAGGGUAUGACCUAGUUUAA